GUGAGAAGAUACAAUUUUCGGAGAGGUUUUUAGGGGCUGGAAGUAUGAAGUUACUGGCUUUUUCUGUUGCCGUGACAAUCAUCACACGGUGCUAUGGUUACACAACUUUGGAACAUCUCAGUAAAGGACACAAUCAAUUUGCUUUGGACAUUUUUAACGAAAUACAUGAUUUGGAAAAGAAUGUUAUAUUUGGUCCGAUGAGUAUCAGCUCGGCAAUGGCAAUGACUGCCUUGGGAGCUAGUAAGAUGGCUGAACAAGAGAUUAUCGAUGCCUUCAAGCUGAACGCAAUAGAAGACAAAUUCCCAGAGGAUCAAGCUGACGUACUUCAAUCUGAUGAAGCACUUCAUAAUGCAUUCAAGAAUUUAUCUGCAAUUUUGUACAAAGACUCUGACGUAUGCGAUCUUCACUCGGCCAAUGGUCUAUUCAUCGAGAAAACAUAUCCAUUCAUUGAGAAUUUCCUAACAGCUGUUGCAUCGCACUAUGACGCAGAGCUAGACCAAGUGGACUUCGCGAGUGCUUAUGAAGACAUACGACUCAAAAUCAACCAAUGGGUCAUGAGUAAAACAAAUGAUAAGAUCCCGGAUUUGAUACCACAAGGAGCAGUAAGUCCUUCAACAGCAUUGGUUAUUGUAAAUGCUCUAUAUUUUAAGGGACUUUGGAUGACACCAUUUCAAUCUGAGAAGACAUCAGAUAUGAGAUUCUACUCAACAAGCGAUACCUCUAAAUGCGCUCGAAUGAUGCAUACAACAUCAACAGCAUUCGGUUAUUCUGAUGAACUAUUCGAUAGUAAGGUUCUUAGACUUCCUUAUGCUUGCCAGGAUGCAGACCGCAAGCUGAGCAUGUACGUAAUUCUCCCAAAUAAGGUAGAUGGUCUGAAAGGCUUGGAAGAUGAGAUAGAAACAGACCCUAAUAACUUGGAGAGCCUCCUGUCUUCUGCUUCAAGCAGAGGUUCAAGUAAUCAUGAAGUAAAGGUCUGGUUACCAAAAUUCACAUUUACAUCUGACUUCAGUGUCAACUCAAUCCUUGGCCAGCUAGGUAUCAAGUCUAUAUUCCAAGAAGGUGGCCUGACUGGCAUGUCUAAUGACCCUAAACUAGUAGUCAGUGAGGUCAUCCAUAAAGCUUUCGUAGAAGUCAAUGAAGAAGGUACAGAGGCUGCUGCAGCUACAGGGACCAUCUUCAGAACAACAUCCAUUAAACUUAAACAACCCAAGAUAUUCAGGGCAGACCACCCCUUCCUGUUUGUCAUACGAGAAGACAUAACUGGUGCUAUACUGUUCAUGGGGCAUGUUGUUGAGCCAAACAAAUGUGAAGAUAAUGCCGCAACAGGUAACACUCUACUAGAGGACGCUGUGCAAGAGAACACAAUUGGUGAUCAACUUGCAGGGAGUGUAGAAAAGGAUAUUCCAGAAAAUGCUGUUGUUCCUGAUGAGAGGACGAUUGGUGAUAUGAGACUUUUUAAAUUUGGAAACCCAU
Molecule: messenger RNA, 1473 nt
Organism: Owenia fusiformis
Lineage: Eukaryota; Metazoa; Annelida; Polychaeta; Sabellida; Oweniidae
Source: the annotation of a GenBank genome assembly